AUGGCAUUUUUUACUUUUUUCUCGUCUUUUUUCCGUUUCUUUUGUACGUUUUUGGUGUUUCAGACUUUUGUCAAAGCUUCUGAUGUAUUAAAUCUUAAUGAAGAAACAUUUAAAGAAACAAUACAGGGUAAUGGGCUUUUUCUCGUUGAGUUUUUUGCUCCAUGGUGUGGUCACUGCAAAGCCUUGGCACCUGAGUAUGAAGUAGCUGCAACAGCAUUAAAGGAAAAGGGUAUUACUUUGAUUCAAGUAGAUUGUACAGUGGAAACACGUCUUUGUGAAACGUACGGUGUUACAGGAUAUCCUACACUUAAGGUCUUUAAAGAUGGUAAUCAUGCGCCUUACGAAGGACCUCGAAAGGCAGCUUCUAUUAUUUCUUAUAUGAUUAAGCAGACACUUCCUGUUGUGACUUCUGUGUCUCUAGAAAACUUUGAAGAAUUUAAAACAUCGGAUGAAAUAGUUGUUAUGGCAUUUUUGGAUAGUCCAGAUAAUCCGCUGAAUGACCUUUACUUUUCUUUAGCUUCUAAAUAUCAUAAUAAAUAUUCUUUUGGUAUAUCCUUAGAUCCCGAAGUAUUUAGAAAAGUUCAAGUAAAUGCUCCGGCUGUUUAUAUGUUUAAAAAGGAGGAUGAUGUUUAUGUUGUGUAUCGGGGAGAAUACGAAUAUGGUUUGUUAGAGGAUUUCAUUAACUCAGAAAGUCUUCCUUUGUUUGGCGAACUUCUUCCUGAAACAUAUGAAAAAUACAUUUCCAGUAAAAUACCUAUAGGUUGCAUUUUUGUUUCUUCAGUGGAAGAAAGGAAGACGUUUGAAGCUACGCUUCUCCCGCUUGCUCUUAAAUAUAAGGGGAAAGUGAGUUUAGUCACAAUUGAUGCAACUUUAUAUGGUGGACAUGCUGAAAACUUGAAUUUGAAACAAACUUGGCCAGCAUUUGCUAUUCAAGAAACAAAAUCAAACAAGAAGUUCCCAUUUGAUCAGACAUUGGAGCUUCAUAUAGAAAAUCUUGAUAAGUUUUUGAAUGAUUAUGUUUCUGGUCAUCUUGUUCCUACUAUUAAGUCAGAGCCGGUACCAGAAACACAAGAGGGCCCUGUAUAUGUAGUAGUAGCAAACAGCUUUAAAGAUGUGGUUCUUGAGACACACAAAGAUGUUCUUCUUGAAUUUUAUGCACCGUGGUGUGGCCAUUGUAAAAAUUUGGCACCCAAAUACGAUGAUUUAGGUCGUCUUUUUAACUCUAAUUCAGAAUUAAAUAAAAAUGUGAUAAUUGCUAAAAUUGAUGCUACAGCAAACGAUCUUCCGGAUAAUUUGGAAAUCAGAGGGUUUCCUACAAUUAUGCUUUUUACUGCUAAUAAUAAAGAAAACCCUAUUGAAUAUAGUGGUCCUCGCACAGUUGAAAGUUUUAUUGAGUUUAUUCAUCAAAGAGGCCAUCAUAAAGUCAAUGCGAUGCAAUAUUAUCUUUCUAAACCGCCAACGCAGCAAGAGUCUGGUUCACCAGAUACUGGGCCAUUAGAACAUGAUGAGCUGUGA
Molecule: messenger RNA, 1515 nt
Organism: Pneumocystis jirovecii RU7
Lineage: Eukaryota; Fungi; Ascomycota; Pneumocystomycetes; Pneumocystales; Pneumocystaceae
Product: protein disulfide-isomerase domain
Exons: 6
Coding region: 1-1515 (504 amino acids)
Biological process (GO): protein folding; response to endoplasmic reticulum stress
Cellular component (GO): endoplasmic reticulum
Molecular function (GO): protein disulfide isomerase activity
Source: RefSeq, a predicted model, not a curated record